Molecule: messenger RNA, 2221 nt
Organism: Phalacrocorax carbo (great cormorant)
Lineage: Eukaryota; Metazoa; Chordata; Aves; Suliformes; Phalacrocoracidae
Source: RefSeq, a predicted model, not a curated record
GCCGUGCCGUGCCGUGCCGCCGCCAUGUGCUCCGGCGGGACGCUUAGCGUCCUGUGCAGCGACUCUUACGCCGACCUCAGCCAGUACCGGGACCAGCACUUCCGGGGGACGCGGUACGAGCAGGAGCGGCUGCUGAGGAAGAGCUGUACGCUGUACGUGGGGAACCUCUCCUUCUACACCACGGAGGAGCAGAUCCACGAGCUCUUUGGUAAGAGCGGCGACAUCAAGAAGGUCAUCAUGGGGCUGGACAAAGUGAAGAAAACUGCCUGCGGCUUCUGCUUCGUGGAGUAUUAUGCAAGAGGAGAUGCUGAAAAUGCAAUGCGAUACAUCAAUGGAACCAGACUUGAUGAUAGGAUCAUAAGGACAGACUGGGAUGCAGGAUUUAAGGAGGGUAGGCAGUACGGUCGUGGAAGAUCAGGGGGCCAGGUCCGAGAUGAAUAUCGGCAAGACUAUGAUGCUGGAAGAGGUGGCUAUGGCAAAACUGUUCAAUGCCAGUGAAUGGUGAAUGACUCGUCAGCCUCGGGGGAGAACUAAAUCUGCAUUGUAAAUGUCACCAGGCACAAAGUAGGUCUGUUGCACACAAAUUUAUGUAGCUAGAAAUUAACAGAAACUACUAUCCGUGUUCCUGUGAUCACAUAGUAUGAUCAAUAUAUCUUCUGUGUUAAUACCAGGUUCUGAAGCAUUGCAGAGUACAUUAACAGAGAGGACCUGGGAGUAAGGUUUUAAGCAAUAGUAUGUGUGAGGCUUUGGUCUCUAAAUGCUGCUGUAACUGUACUAAAAGGAACAAAGAUUUAAUGGUAUGGUGCUUUUUUUCACUGGCAAAACUUGAUUAUUCUGUUUCUGGGUUUCGUUUACAUUGGUAUCACAGGGUGGAGAGCGGCGAUAAAGGAGGAUUGGUGUAGGUUUCAGAGAUGAAAGAAAAAGGCAAAGAAGCUGAAAAGGAAGUGCAAUUUCUAAGGAAAUUUUCCAGUUUCUAGGGAAGACUUGAAGUUGCAGAUUUCCUGGGGUUACUGGAUUAGCAUCCUUUUACACUGAUGCUGUUCCUAGCACACCAACACGAACGGCCACAAUAAACCAAGUCAGACUGAUGAGCCCAGGAAUCAUCAGGUGAGAAGGAAGCCUAGCAGAGAGCAGAACACAGACCCUUGUAGUCUUCUACAAAGUAUAAUGUGAUUGCACGACGUUGCGUGAUUGAGAACCAUUUUGCUUUGUGGGAUACAGAGAACAGCAAGUGUAAGAAUUACAGUAGCAGUUAUUUUCACAGUUGGAUUGCAGUAUUUUGCUCCUGUCUGGUAGCUCUCUAUGGCCUUAAUAUUUGAGGAACAGUCUCUUUCCCAUGCCUACAAGGAUGCCAUAAAGCCAAGUUGUACAAUUACCCCCAAAAAUGGGAUGUUUGAGGAAGUGUGUAUAAUGAGAAAGUUUGUUCUUAAAAUAGAUUUUCUAUUUGAGAAACUUGAUUGCAGACAAAAGUAAAAAUAAAAAAAAAGAUGCCUUUUUGAGAGUUCUGCUUUCUACUGAGCAUGUGGUAAGAAUGGUAAAAGAAUUGCAGGACUUUAGGUUCCCCCCCCCGCCCCCGCCAGAUCCUAUUAACAUUGCUAGUUUAUAUGAUGGGAUUUUGAUGUACUGCAGACAUAGAAAUGAAAAUAAUUAGUGAUCCCAAGGUUGGUGAAAUUGACCUGCUGAAAUGAAAUAGUUUAAAGGGAACCGUUACAAGGCUUUGGAUUAUUUUUAUUAUGGACUUCUGAGUUUUUUGGCAAUUCAUAAAGUUUUUUCCAAAUACCUCAUCGUCCAUGACUCCUUAAAAACCUUUAAAAUAGCAGGUAUAUAAAAGCCGAUCUUUACUCACUGAAGAUAUUGUUGGAAACCUUGAUGUGUCUCUUGUGUACAGUUAGUCACAACUGUUACUGUAAGUUGGAAAUAGAGUGAGGUAGAACAACUGCAAUGACACUUUGCUUACUUAGGAAGUGAGAUUUCAGGUGGGCUUUGCUUUUUUUGGCACAUAGAAUAAAACUAGAUUUUCAGGAUCACUUGGUGCUGGUCUGCAAACAUGACUUUGAACAAAGCUACCUUUUUCUGUAUAGUACACUUGAUUAUUAAUUUACAGCCUGUAAGUUGCUCUAGGAAAUCUCUGAAGUUUAUUUUUCAUUGUAUCAAUUUUGUAUUUAAAAUUGUGUUGCCAAAACUAAGUCACUUUCAAAUAAAGCUGCAACAUCAAAAUGGA